Molecule: messenger RNA, 1727 nt
Organism: Eruca vesicaria subsp. sativa (arugula)
Lineage: Eukaryota; Viridiplantae; Streptophyta; Magnoliopsida; Brassicales; Brassicaceae
Source: the annotation of a GenBank genome assembly
GAGAGAGAAAGAGAGGUUCAUAACUACUCUGAAGAAGAUUAAAGCACCAACGACCAUACAAUGCAUUUCUCCAUCUAAGGUGAGAGGUCAAUGAAACAAUUAACAAAAAGUUGAAAGUUUUCAUCUUUUCUUUCUAUUUUUUUUUUUGUUUUCAUCAGAAAAUUAUUAAAAAGAUGGAGAGUAAAGGGUUUAGAAAAGCUUUUCCCUUUAUGUGAUAAAAAGAUGAUUUCAGAAAACCAAAACCAAAGCCCUUUGUUUCUCUCUCUUAACUCAUCUUACUUUUCUUCCUCUAUUAGUAAAGAUGUAAAACACAAUACUCUCUCCACCAAAUAAACAAAGAAACAAAACAAAAAACAAUCUCUCCUUCUUUCUCCUGCAUGAAAAACAAAAGAUUCCUCAAUAUUGUUCUUAUUAUUUGUUAGUCACAGUACCCUUCCUGUAUACACUUAACACUAUCUUCAGAUAAAAAACAAAAAAGAAAACCUCAUCCAAUGAUAGACUACGAGAGAAGCAAGAACAUAAACCAUCAUCGGAAUCCUCCUCCUUCAUCUUCCUCCGAUCUUCUUCCCGACGGUAAUGGAGCCGCCGUGACCCAAAAGAGGAAAAGACGACCUGCUGGGACACCAGAUCCGGAGGCUGAGGUGGUAUCUUUAUCUCCAAGAACACUACUAGAAUCAGAUCGGUACGUGUGUGAGAUCUGUAAUCAAGGGUUUCAGAGAGACCAGAAUCUACAGAUGCACAGGAGAAGGCAUAAAGUUCCAUGGAAGCUUUUAAAGAGAGAGACCACCGAGGAAGUGAAGAAGAGAGUCUACGUUUGUCCAGAGCCGACAUGUCUCCACCACAACCCUUGUCACGCCCUCGGUGAUCUCGUGGGAAUCAAGAAACACUUUCGAAGGAAACACAGUAACCACAAGCAAUGGAUCUGUGAGAGAUGCUCAAAAGGCUACGCUGUUCAAUCUGAUUACAAAGCUCAUCUCAAAACAUGUGGCACUCGCGGCCAUUCCUGCGAUUGCGGUCGCGUUUUCUCCAGAGUGGAGAGUUUCAUUGAGCACCAAGACAAUUGCACCAUGCGUCGAUCACAACACUCAGGCCACCGCAUACAACAACAAGCCGCAAACGCUACACAAACUGCUUCAGCCGCCAAAAACGUUGACCUCUCCGUUGGUCCUGUAUUGCCAGGACAUCCUUUGUUAAGACAAGCUCCACCGUUCGAACAACAAACAUCCGAUUUGCUCCAUCCUUUCUUUGGGUCAUGCGCUACUACUGGUAGUAGCAUCGAGCUUCAGCUACUUCCAUCGCGGGCUAGUGCUGAUGAGACAAGCCUCAGUUUGUCGAUAGGGAUGGAGCCGACAACGUCAAGCUACGAGAAGGGAGAGACGAGCUUGCUAUUGGGACAAAAAGAGGAAGCCAGAAGAGAAGCGAAAAGGCAGAUAGAGAUUGCGGAAUUUGAGUUUGCUGAAGCCAAGAGAAUAAGGCAACAUGCAAAAGCUGAGCUUCAUAAAGCUCAGCUUUAUAGAGAAGAAGCAAGUAGGAGGAUUAGUGCAACGAUGAUGCAAAUUACUUGUCAUAAUUGCAAGAGACACUUCCAAGCUGUUGCUGUUGCUGCUUCUGCUCAUCCUCCUCUUGCACAGCCGCCUUGUACCGAUGAGAGUACAUCACUUGCUGUGAGCUAUGUGUCUUCAGCGACUACCGAAGGUGAAAAAGCGAGUGAUAGAGCAUCGUCAUAG